AUGACAGAUAUAGGGGACAUCCUCAAAGCACUGAAUGAGUUUGGGAGGUUCCAGUUGUGGCUGGUGUUGUUGAUUACUCUGGCCUGCCCAGUCAUUGGCUUCCAUAUGUUCAGCCAGUUGUUCAUGGUUGGGCAAGAACCCCAUUACUGCAACACAAACUGGUUUGCCGCUGUCAGCUUCAAUUUGACUGAAGAAGAGCAACUAAAUUUAACUCUUCCGAGAAAGGCUGAUGGGACUUUUGAAGAAUGUCUAAUGUACACUCCAGUGGACUGGGAGCUCGAAGCGAUUGUGCGCUACGGACUUAAUUCUACAGAGAAGUGCCGGGAUGGAUGGGUGUACCCUUCCAAGCAAGCGCUCUCAUUGGUCAAGCAGUUUGACCUGGUGUGUGAUAGGAAAGAUUUAAGUGACAUCUCGCAAUCUAUUUACAUGAUGGGCCUUCUCUCUGGAGCACUGGGAUUUGGUUCGUUAAGUGACUGGUUUGGACGGCGACCAGUGAUUUUGUUGUCCUUGCUCAUAGAAGGCAUAUGUGGAGUUGCUGCAGCUUUCGUCCCAAGCUUCUCUCUCUAUUGUGUGUUACGAUUUCUCUUGGGUGCUGGUAUUUCUGGACUUGCAAUAUCUACUCUAGCUCUAGGCACUGAAUGGAUUGGGGUUGCCUACCGUCCGCAGACGGUCAUUGUCAGCCACGUGGGCUUUGCUGUAGGACAGAUGAUCCUGGCAGGAUUAGCUUACGCCAUCCGUGACUGGAGGUACCUGCAGGUGGCGGGCUCUGCGCCCAUAUUUACCCUCUUUUUCUACCUCUGGCUCCUUCCUGAAUCCGCUCGGUGGCUCGUGACCAAAGGAAAGGUGGAGGAAGCCAAAACGCUCCUCCAAAAGGCUGCUUUGAUGAACAAACGGACCAUCCCAUCCAAACUGUUAGAACAGCUGCAACCUGAGGCGAAGGUCAAGUCUGGGAGUAUUCUGGAUCUUUUCAGAAAUCCCCACUUAGGGAAGGUAACUCUUCUCAUGUCAACUGUCUGGUUUGUCAACGGAUUGGUUUACUAUGGCUUAAGCCUCAACGUGGGCAGCUUUGGCUUAGAUAUCUAUCUGACACAGCUUAUCUUUGGGGCUGUUGAAAUACCUGCACGCAUCUCCUGUAUCUUCCUGCUCCAGUGGCUGGGGAGAAAGAAAUGCCAGGCGCUUUGCUUACUCCUGGGUGGAGCCGUUUGCCUUCUCAUCACGGCCAUUCCAAAAGACUUGCCUGUGGUAAUAACCGUGUUGGCCGUCAUUGGGAAGUUUUCCAUGUCUGGUUCCUUCUCUACCUCGUAUGUGUAUUCUGCAGAGCUGUUCCCGACAGUUGUCCGGCAGAUGGGAGUGGGACUAUGUUCUGUAUCAGCCAGAGUGGCUGGGAUAAUCUCACCUCUGAUCGGGCUCUUGGAGAAGUUCCACACCUCUAUCCCUGUACUGAUAUUUGGAAGCACAGCAGUGGUUGGGGGACUCCUUUGUUUCCUUCUUCCGGAGACGCGUGGCAAAGACCUUCCGGAUUGGGUGGGUGACGUAGAGAACAGACGGCCCUACAAGACAGGCAACGUUAGCUUGGAAAAUGGACACUUAAAACCAGACGGAGACAGUGAAGUUACUGAACAGACACGGAGUACUCGUUUGUAGCCAGGGCAGCAAAUUAACUGGAAUAAAGAAAAACAAAGAAUUGAGGGAUUUUUUUUUGCAACUCAGAAUAGCGUGGAUAGAAAUCAAUACUUUUUAAAAAAGUUAAAAAGGAUUUUUUUUAAAAAAGUAAAGCUUUUACUUAAUCUUCAGCAAUAUAUUUAGUGUCAGUUCAAAAAUAUUUGAAUGUAAUGCAAAGAAACACAUUCAAACCUACACAAAUUCUUUUAAAACAGAAUUCAUGACGUGCUGGGAAUCACAAGGGGUGUCAGAUCUCCCAGGGUCCAAACGGGGCAGAGGGUAUAGGGUGGGGGGUAGCAUGGAACUCAUCCUCGUGUGCACUCCUGCAGAAAAUGACAUCAUUUUCUGGCACAAUGGGGAAGCUACUGGUUGAGCAGGGCCGGUGGGCGGCAAUGCAUUAAAAAUCACCCUCAAACACUAAGUUUAGGGAUGAUUUUUAAUAAAUCACCCUCUGGUAUGACCUCUAGCUUCCCCACGGUAAUGAUUUCAAGUAAAUGUGUGCAUGUAUCUUUAAAUGCUUGGUGUGAGAUAGGUGAAGAGUGGGGGUGAAAGAGAGGGAUGAGUGAGUGAUAGGAUUGGUUGAUGACUGAGAGUGUGGGCGGAGUGAAGGCAGUUUGAGACUGAGAGUGGACAGCAAAAGUUUCAUCAGUCAGAGGAAAGCAGGCUAGCUGUGUGCUGCCUGAGUAUGUUGAAGUGUUUAUGAGAGAAAUAUAAAAUGUGUGGAACCUGAACUGAGCAUGUUUGUGAAAGGACACUCAGAGCCAAGCUACAAGUGAUGCCUGACACAGGUUGGACACUUGUCAGCUUCCCUCAGG
Messenger RNA from Eublepharis macularius, 2477 nucleotides. Its product is annotated as solute carrier family 22 member 13-like. Bases 1 to 1644 code for a protein of 547 amino acids. Gene Ontology annotation, molecular function: transmembrane transporter activity. Gene Ontology annotation, cellular component: membrane. The transcript has 10 exons. Gene Ontology annotation, biological process: transmembrane transport. The record is from RefSeq and is a predicted model, not a curated record. Lineage: Eukaryota; Metazoa; Chordata; Lepidosauria; Squamata; Eublepharidae.